GUGUGGGCGUGUGUGUGUUUCAUGGAAAUUAUUCACUCUUCCGUUUUCUGCUUUAAUAAAGAUGUCGGUGGUCUCUCGGUGUGGCCUGCAUGAUAAAGUCCCAGCACACUUCCUCCCACUCAAAUCACUGUUUGUUACUUAUUGAACAGAUCAGUCCUCCUGGAGCCAGCUGUAUUUGUUAUUAGAGGAUGGCAGGUGUCAUACGGAUCCUCACCUUCAUUUUGGUUGCAGGACAUCACCUGUCUUCAACCUCACCUGUUCUCCGCUCUGCCCUUGUGGUCCAGGCGGGAGAGAACGUGUCGAUGCCCUGUAACAUGACGUCGUGCACAGAGCUCACCUGGUACCUCAUGCGCUCCGAUCAGCUGCUGCCUCUGCUGACGGUCGCAGAAACUAAACUGAAAACCGUUACUAACACCUUCAAUGCAGCAAUAACUCGCUUCUACAGAAGUGUUGAAAUGGAGAACGGCACGCUGACUCUGCACAUCCUCCAGGUAGAAGAGCAGGACGCCGGGCUUUAUUUCUGCUCCGUACGCUGUGCGGGAGCUACUCGUGUUAACAGAGGAAUGCGUCUCGUUGUUGGUGGAGUGGACGGGGUUUCAGCAGGGCAGCCAUGUUGUAGUGUGUGGAUGUGUGUUCUUCCUGCUGUACUCAUCCUCGGCUGUAUCCUCAUCUGCAUCUUCAUCGCUGGACUCUGCAGGCGCUCAGGUACACUGGCUGUUUGCUGUUGUUGUCCAGUGAGAAGCACCACGAAUCAGAAGGUCACAGAGGAAGUGUCUAUGCACUAUUCCAGUCUGAAGCACACAGACAAGCCCCGCCCUAUUGGCCAAGGAGGAUCAGGAUUGGCAGAAAAGAACGUCAUAUACUCAGCAGUUCUUAAUCGCAAGAACCUGAACAGAUAACUUGACCGCAGAUGUAACAGCUCUUUUUGUACAAGUAUAUUGUGUAAGUAUAGAGCCUUGUAGAAAAGAGACACUGUAUGUUGUAAAGCUAGCAACACUGGUUCCUAUGACUUAAAGCCAAUAUGAUUGUUCUGCUAAAUGUUAUGUUAUUUCAGAAAAUAUCUGGUGCAAACACACAUUUAUGAUACCUUGACCACAAGGUCAUUCUCACAAUGACUGUAAUUGUUUUGGAGCAGUAAAUGCAAUCGGAAGAAGCAAUAAGCUAAAGUUAAGCUAUAAACAAACUACAGCACAGUCACAUGAAUGAAUUGCUGCUCCGCUAAGCUAAAGCCGGCUAAUGUUCAGCAUUAUAACGUUUGGGAGUCUCAUUUAGCCACUUGUUUGCCACCGCCAUUUAAAAAACCUAUUUCAGGCAUCAAACAAAAUACAAACCCUAAAAAAACGAAUUGACUUCCAGACAACACAACCAACUGCGCCAAAAGCUAACUCAUUUCUGGUUCACUGAUUUAAAGACUUUCUUUUUGCAGCACUCAAAAAGUUUGUUCCUUCCAGUUUGACCAGUUUUUUUAGAUUAUGAUCAUUUAUCCCAUCAAUGAAUAAAUAUAGUUUCAGGUACUGUAAAAUAAAUGUAUAUACAAUAUAUAUGCUGGAGAAACAAAAUCACUGUCCUCUCUGCAAUUGUAAUAUUUAAAGCUAUUUUCUGCAUCUUUUUUCAAUAAUAAAAUCCAAUAGCAAUGUAA
Messenger RNA from Eleginops maclovinus (Patagonian blennie), 1639 nucleotides. RefSeq lists its product as uncharacterized. The transcript has 5 exons. NCBI's taxonomy places the organism in Eukaryota, Metazoa, Chordata, Actinopteri, Perciformes, Eleginopidae. Bases 189 to 899 code for a protein of 236 amino acids. The record is from RefSeq and is a predicted model, not a curated record.